Messenger RNA from Penicillium alfredii, 906 nucleotides. Its product is annotated as Mitochondrial carrier protein. The transcript is spliced from 5 exons. Gene Ontology annotation, biological process: mitochondrial citrate transmembrane transport. NCBI's taxonomy places the organism in Eukaryota, Fungi, Ascomycota, Eurotiomycetes, Eurotiales, Aspergillaceae. Bases 1 to 906 code for a protein of 301 amino acids. The record is from RefSeq and is a predicted model, not a curated record.
AUGACCACCCGCGUGUCAUUUCGCUCGGAGUCGUCCGCGACAACGCCACAAAAGCGCUGCACCCCACAGUGGGUCUCCCUCGUGGCCGGAGGAAUUGCCGGGGGUGUGGAGGCGGCAGUCACGUAUCCGUUUGAAUACUCCAAGACGCGCGUGCAAUUGCUUCAUGGCGCAAAGAACAGUCCAUCGAACCCUGUCCGGUUGAUCCUGCAAGUUUCGCGCCAGGAGGGUAUUGGGGCAUUGUACACAGGAUGUUCGACGCUGGUCAUUGGCACCGCGGCAAAAGCAGCCGUUCGAUUUCUAUCGUACGAUACAAUCCGCAACUCCUUUUGCGAUGAUCAUGGAGUACUAUCACCAGGACGCGGUAUUCUAGCCGGAAUGGCGGCAGGAGCCGUCGAGAGUGUUAUUGCAGUCACGCCAACAGAAAGAAUUAAGACUGCAUUAAUCGACGACGCAAAACAAGCCCGAAUAUUCAAGUCCAGCCUUCAUGCCACACGGGUUCUAGUCCAAAACCAUGGCAUCCCAGAGCUCUACCGUGGCCUGGUUUCUACCACCCUCAAACAAUCAGCCACCUCGGCCGUGCGAAUGGGGACCUACAACAUCCUCAAGGAAGCCAGCAAGGUCCAGGGAAUCACAUCUAAUGUGUUUACUACCUUUGGUAUGGGGGCCGUCGCAGGUGUUGUGACGGUCUAUGCCACCCAGCCUUUUGAUACUCUUAAGACGCGAGCGCAGGGGGUCCAGGGGGCUGGUAUUGUUGAGGCAACUCGGAGUAUCCUACGCGACUAUGGAAUCCGCGGGUUUUGGAAAGGGAGCUCGAUGCGACUAGGGCGGUUAUUGCUUAGUGGUGGGAUUGUUUUCUCGGUGUAUGAGGAAGUGGCCGCUUUGCUUGCUCCCAAUCCGUGGAGAUAG